Messenger RNA from Helianthus annuus (common sunflower), 894 nucleotides. RefSeq lists its product as uncharacterized. Lineage: Eukaryota; Viridiplantae; Streptophyta; Magnoliopsida; Asterales; Asteraceae. The transcript has a single exon. Bases 1 to 894 code for a protein of 297 amino acids. The record is from RefSeq and is a predicted model, not a curated record.
AUGGGUAGUGUUGCAGCAUGGAACAUUAGGGGUUUGAAUCGUCCUCUGAAACAAAACGAGAUUCGUGUUCUUAUUGCUGAAAAUAAUUUAAUUGUCUGUGCUAUUUUAGAGACACAUGUUAAUGUUAGUAAUCUUGGAAAAGUAUGUAAGACUGUCUUCCGUAGGUGGAGUUGGACGUCGAAUGGGGACUUGUGUCAACGAGGAACCAGAAUUAUCUUGGGGUGGAAUUCGGAUGAAGUUGAUCUUAUGGUUCUAUCUCAAUCAGACCAGGUUAUUCAAACUCAGGUUCAUUUUAAAGCUAACUCAAAAAUGUUUCUGUGCUCCUUGGUCUAUGCGGAGAAUCGAUAUCAGCACCGUAGAAUUCUUUGGGAAAACUUAUGUAAGCAUAGUUGCUUAGCUCAUAAUCAGCCGUGGGUAAUUCUUGGGGAUUUUAACACAGCUCUCAAUAUGGAAGAUUGUUUAUAUGGCCCUUCGAAUCACACAAUUGGUAUGAGAGAUUUUUUUGAUUGCAUCCAAGUUGCUGAACGUAUGGAUGUUAAGAGUCACGGGUUACACUACACCUGGAAUCAGAAGCCUAAAGAGGGGAUUGGAGUCCUCAAGAAAAUAGAUCGUAUUAUGAGCAAUAUCAAAUUUUUGGAUUUAUUUCCGGAUGUGUAUGCCAUGUUUCAGCCGUCUCGGGUUUCCGAUCAUACCCCUUGUGUUCUUAAGUUGUCUCCUAUUACUCGCAACAAGCAGAAGCCAUUUAAAUUUCCGAACUUUUUAACGUCUAAACCGGAGUUUAGACAAUAUGUUGUUAACGAAUGGAAUAAGGGUGUGCAAGGCUAUGCUAUGUUUUCUGUUAUGAAGAAGUUGAGGAACUUGAAACCGUGCUUCCGUAAACUCUUACAUCAAUAA